AUGGCCGAUAACCCCCGAGGCCGUGGUCGAGGACGUGGUGACCGUGGCGGAGGAGGCGGAGGCCGCGGUCGCGGCCGAGGUGACACUAAUAUGCCAUUCCGCCCUGCUAGCGAUCGUGGUGGCCGUGGCGAUUUUCGAGGUGGAGGUGAAUUCCGAGGCCGCGGUGGCGGUGAUUUCCGUGGUCGUGGAGAUUUCCGUGGCCGUGGUGACUUUCGUGGUGGGCGCGGUCGUGGAGAUUUUGGUGGUCGUGGCCGUGGCGGUGGAAACCAAGGCCCACGCAUCUUCAAUGAGGGCCGACCAGUACCUGCACCCAAUGCUCAAGUCACCAAGAUCGAAAAUGAAACUGCCAAGGCUAUCUCUGGGCGCAACUUGAAGAAGACCGUGGAUUCGGCAAUGUAUCCCAAUCGACCAGGAUAUGGAACUUUGGGUAAGCCCGUCACGCUCUAUGCCAACUACAUGCCUUUCACCUCGGUUGGCAAGCCUGUGUACCGCUAUCAUGUGUCCAUCGCCAAGGAUCAGGGUCGAGACGUGCCAGCCAAAAAGGCUCGUCAUGUUGUGCGCCUCUUGCUGGAAGAACAUUUCAACGACAACCUGAACAACAUUGCAACCGACUAUCGAUCGAACUUGAUUUCAGCCGUCGAGCUGAAGCUGACUGGAGAUCAAAAGUUUGAGGUUCGGUAUAAGAAUGAAGGCGAAGAUGAAUACCCGGAGAGCCCCAAGAUCUUUAACGUCACUGUUGGUGCGACUGGUACCCUUGACCCCUCUGAUUUGAUCAACUACCUCUCUUCAAGUAAUGUUGAGGGUCCUCUGAUGCAACAAGAACAAAUUGUGCAAGCACUGAACGUGAUCAUGGGCCAUCACCCUAAGACCCAGCAGUCGGUAGUCACCAUUGGAGGUAGUAAGCAUUUUAGCUUGGAAGCUGCCAUUGCUGAAAGAUUCCCCCUUGGUGGUGGUCUGGAGGCCCUUCGCGGCUUUUUCAUCAGUGUCCGUGCCGCCACAGCCCGAGCUCUGCUGAAUGUGCAAGUCAAGUAUAUUGCGUGCUAUCAGGAGGGACCGCUACCUGCCGUCAUGGGAGAACACAAAUAUACCACCAGUCGGGGCAAUACCUACCGCUUGGAUGCCUUCGUGAAAGGGAUGCGUAUUCGUAGUACCCAUAUUGUGCGGAAGAGCAGCAGUGGCAAGGUUCGUCCAUCGCCAGUCAAGAAGAUUUCCGGACUGGCAACCCUGGCAGAUGGCCGAUCAAACCCCAAUCCACCUAGAGUGGCUCGUCACGGUGCUGGUCCCAAUGAUGUGGAGUUCUUCCUUGAAGCCCCUGGUUCCAAGCCCGGUCAGGCACCACCCGCCGAAGCAAAGCCUAAGAAGGGGAAGAAGCCUGCUAAGGCUGGUCCUACCCAAGCAGGUCAAUACAUCUCGGUGGCAGCUUAUUUCAAGAGAGAAUACAACAUUACCUGCAACCCAGAGUUUUCUGUCGUCAAUGUCGGCAACAAGCAGAACCCUAUGUAUCUCCCUUCCGAUGUAUGUGUUGUUGAAGCUGGUCAACCCGUGAGGACAAAGCUCAGCCCGAAUCAAACUGCGGAGAUGCUUCGAUUUGCAGUGCGGGGUCGCACACCGGCUCAGAAUGCCCAGUCGAUUGUCACCAAGGGCGUAGGAAUGCUUGGACUCGGAGAGCCCCUGACUGCAACUCUGGCUGCUUUUGGAAUCCAGGUUGAGAACAAUCUGAUCACCAUCCAAGGUCGGGUGCUGCCUCCUCCAAAGAUCCUGUACGCGAAGAACAAGGAGAUCAUGGCCAUGGGUGGAUCCUGGAACAUGAAGGCGAUUCAGUUCUCCAAGCCCAUGCCCCUUCGAAACUGGACCUACCUGUACAUUGAACAACCUGGCCGGAGCCAAUUUUCCAGCCCGGAUGAAAUGAAAGAGUCCCUGAGAAAGUUCGCAGUCAAUUUGAAGGCCAUGGGAAUGGACGUGGAACCGGCAAAAUUGGGCAAGCGUGUUGUCCUCAGCGGCAGAAAUGACGCGGAACAGAUUGAGCAAGCUGUCCGCGACCUACAAAACCAAUAUAAGCCAAAUUUGGUUCUGGGAAUCCUCCCCAGCAAAGAUACCGCAACUUACAACACCAUCAAGCAGGUUUGCGAUGUUCGCAUUGGUGUUCGGAACGUCAACGUGCAGGCUGAGAAGAUCCAACAAGCUCAGGAUCAGUACUGUGCUAAUGUGGGGUUGAAGAUCAACCUUAAGCUUGGUGGUGGAAACCAAAGUUUGCGUACUUCAGACCUAGGAUUGUUUGCAGAUGGCAAGACCAUGUUAGUUGGUCUGGACGUUACUCACCCCUCCCCUGGCUCGGCAGGUAGCGCACCCAGUGUCGCUGCGAUUGUCGCCUCCGUAGACGCGUCAUUGGCGCAAUGGCCCGCCGAGCUACGUAUCCAGAAAGCACGACAGGAGAUGGUGGAUGACCUUAACGUCCUCCUCCAGUCACGUCUAAAGCUCUGGGCCAAACAUAACAAGGGCAAGUAUCCCGAGAACAUUGUUGUUUACCGUGAUGGAGUCUCCGAGGGCCAGUACGAUAUUGUUAUCGAGAAAGAACUGCCACUUCUCAAGGAAGCCUGUGAGACUCUCUACCCAGCCUCUGACACCAAGCGCGGCCUGCCUCGUAUGGCCAUUGUUAUUGUCGGCAAGCGUCACAACACUAGAUUCUACCCCACCUCCGAUGAAAACGCCGAGCGAUCUGCCAACCCUCAGCCUGGUACUGUCGUCGACCGUGGGAUCUCCGAGUCCCGAAGCUGGGAUUUCUACUUACAAGCACACUCUGCUCUUCAGGGAACUGCCCGUCCAGCUCACUACUUCACCGUCUGGGAUGAGAUCUUCUCUGCUCGUCACCCGGGAGGUGGUGGUGCUCUUGGCGCAGCGGAUGUCGUUCAAGAUCUUACCCACAAAAUGUGUUACAUGUUUGGACGAGCCACGAAGGCUGUCAGUGUUUGUCCCCCCGCAUACUAUGCCGACUUGGUUUGUACCCGCGCCCGUUGCUACAUGAGCGAGCUCUUCGACCCUAGUCCCGCUGCGACUCCCGAUGCUAGUAUCGCUGGAACGGAAGGCGCGACUGGACGACAGGCUGAUAGUAGCCAGGUGCUUAUUCACCCCAGUAUCAAAGAGACCAUGUUCUACAUCUAG
Molecule: messenger RNA, 3159 nt
Organism: Penicillium malachiteum
Lineage: Eukaryota; Fungi; Ascomycota; Eurotiomycetes; Eurotiales; Aspergillaceae
Product: putative RNA interference and gene silencing protein (Qde2)
Exons: 2
Coding region: 1-3159 (1052 amino acids)
Molecular function (GO): RNA binding; protein binding
Source: RefSeq, a predicted model, not a curated record